Messenger RNA from Drosophila nasuta, 4953 nucleotides. RefSeq lists its product as uncharacterized. Lineage: Eukaryota; Metazoa; Arthropoda; Insecta; Diptera; Drosophilidae. The coding region runs from base 73 to 4947 and encodes 1624 amino acids. The record is from RefSeq and is a predicted model, not a curated record. Gene Ontology annotation, cellular component: microtubule organizing center; cytoplasmic microtubule; kinetochore. The transcript is spliced from 10 exons. Gene Ontology annotation, biological process: establishment of mitotic spindle localization; mitotic spindle assembly. Gene Ontology annotation, molecular function: microtubule binding.
UCAGCCCGUGUCAACAUUACGUAUACCUAAUGUACAAAAAGCACCAGAGGAGUAUGUGUAAAUGACUCUCUUAUGUAUCGAAUUAAUGGAUACACCGAAAACAAUGAAAGUGUCAUUUAUGAUUUGAGUGGCACGAGUGUUGGCAUUGACGAUACCAAGGAUAACAACAACAAUAAUAACAAUCAAUCAAAUAACAGCGAAGUAGCCCCCGUCAGCGGCAGUGAUAAUAGUAAAAUGCAUCAACGACGCACAGAACCUACAGUAGGAUCAGUGCAACUAACCCCCCUAUGGGAACAUGUUCUACGUACGCGGCGCUUGCCGGAAGCAAUUUGCCCGGCUACAAUGUUUGGCGAAUUCCAUGAACGUCUACAGGAUCCAGAGUGGCAAGUGCGGCAGCAUGCUCUACGCGUUCUCGUCGACGUUCUGGUGGUGAUGAAAUCGAAGGCCGACAAGUACAAUAUUCAUUUCUUAGUGGAUCUGAUCAAAAAUCUGGGACAUCAAGCGCCCACAGUGCGCAAAGGAGCUUUAGAUUGUUUGAGAGUAUAUCUCGCAGAGACAGCCAUACCCGAGGUGGUCAUGCUGCAGAUUUUAGACAUCGGUUUGAAUCACCAAUCUAUCUAUGAUGAGCGUUUGAGCUGUGGAGUUUUGCUGUCACUGCCCGCAUUGCUUCAAUCAAUUUUACACACGCCGCAACGACACUUCAUUGUGAAGCAUACUAUUGAGCGUAUACUGCAGCGAUUGCAGCGUAAGCAAGCCCAACAAGAAAUUUCAAUAAAAGUUCUGGCAAAAAUUAGCGAGCUGCUUGGUUUGCAAGAGUUCGAGAGUUAUUUGCAUGACGUGAAUGGUCAGGAUGCCUUGGCCCUGUACAGGCAUCUCUGCAAAGUAUAUUUAAUUUCAAAUAAGCCUACUACUUCUACAAACGGUAAUGCUGGAGCCUGGCGAGCUAUUCCUCGAGAAUAUACUUGGCGUGGCAGUGGAUUUUCUCAAGCAUCUGAGCCAGAAUCUUUACUGAUGACCGAGAAAGGCGGCAAGGUGAUUAUGGAAACGGAAAUUAAAAUCAACGAUGAUACCCUUACUAUGCGCAUCCUCGAAGCAGAGACUGAAACCGAGGAGACAGAUAGUCCCAUUAUGGGUUCAACUGAGCUUGUGUGUCGACCAUUAGCAAGUGCUACGUCUCAAAGAGAUUUAAAUGCGGGUAUUCUGCAAAUUAUUAGCGACUCGGAAAUGGAAGAAAUAGCGGAGCCAUCUCACAAUGAAAACAAUGAACUUGGCACGCCCAUUCGUGGCUUGAAGCGUGUCACUUUUGGUGGCGAGGUUGUAAAAAUGCGCACACCUGACAGCGAUGCAGCACCUUCGGCACAUAAUAAUGAGAGCACAACAACAGACCAAAGCAAACUCAGCGCUAUUUCAGUAUCAGCGAUUAAAGGACAUUCAUUGUUAUCAACGCCAUCACCAUCACCAGCAGAAGAGCUGAACUCAGAAGAGAAUUCGAACUCACCAAAUGAAAAUGCCAUGACAGAAUUAACAUUGGAAAUUCCCAUUGAUAACACAAAGCCCUUGCCUAGGGCACAUAGUGCACAUUCCCCAAAGCGAAGUUACAGUGCCAUGAGCGAGCCCCCAAUUUCGAAUUCCAGCAAUUUCACAUCACCAAAGCCAGAAAUGACACAGUCUCCUGCCUUUCGCUGCCGUAGCAUAAGUCCGGCUGGCAGCAGCAACGUCAGUCCGAAAGUGCCCCACAAAGAGAUCGAAGUGCUGCAUAACCUACAACGUGAUUUAGAUCCCUCGCCCCGUUCAAUGCGUCGCAUCGACUGUGUGGCAACUACAGACACAGUUACACCUUCGCCUACAACAGCAUCUGUAAUGUCAGUAGAACUGCCUUCUACACCAAAUACGUGGGAAGACCUAGACAUUGUGAGCUAUAAAACAAUAAUGGACCUUCGCUCAGGGGACUGGCGCAAUCGUUUGCAGGGAAUAUCACAACUAGAGAUAGCAUUGAGCUCAUCAGCCAACUUGGUACAAGUGCUGCCCUGUUUGGAUAGUCUGUUGCGCACCUUGUUGUCUUCCGAGCGCAAUUUAAAGGUAUCUGAGCUGAAGCGCGAGGUUUUAGUGAAUCUUAUCUCACGGCUUCCGUUGGACAAUUUAGAGGAGCGUACGCACCAAAUUCUUUCAGGUCUCUGUCGCCAAGGCAACGUCGGAGCUAAUCGUGUUUGCAAGGCACUUAUGCAACAUCUUCCAGCUGGCACAAUUGUUGCCAAACUGACAGCACCAGAGUAUUUGCAUGCCAAGAGCUCCAAGUUUCGUGACCAUGCGUUGCAAAUGUCCAUAUUCGCAUUGAUGACUUUUCCCGGUACUUGCUUUGACAUCAGUAGCCUGUCCGAGCAAGUUACGUACGCCGCCCUUAAUCGAAAGCGUCGAGUGCGACAGGCUGCCCUAGAAGUGUUAGCCGUGCUUGCUGAUAUAUCAUCGGCGGAGCAAGUCUUGGAAAUCGUAGCAGAAAUUGCAGCUGGUGUAGAAUCGGGAACUGCCCUGUUGACGGCUGUUAAAACACGUUUGUCACGUCCACAAUUGCCCGUUAUAACGUCGGACGGAGCAGUUUUAUAUAUUUUUCAUAAAAUGGAGCAGAUGGGCAUCUCAAGUACAGGAGCUGAUAUCGAUUGGAUUACACAAGGGGACGGAUCAGCCUCGCCCAAUUCUAUGAAAAGGCGUCACAUGUCAAAUAAAAAACGAGUUCUCCAAGAAAGAACGGAUGUGGAUAAUAAGACUGGAGCAAGUUUUAAGACUUAUGAAAAUUUGCACCGGCAUUCCUUUCAUUCGCCACCUGAAGCCCUAGACAUGUCUAGACCAAAUGAUUUUUCUCAAAAGAAAAACUACGGUACUAGUGUCAUCCAAGGCAACUUCAUGGAGCGCCGUCUAGUCACCCAGGCAUACUCUGAAUCUUCUAUUGACGGUAGAAGCUCUGACAGUACAACAACAACUUGCAGUAGUGGAAGCGGGAGCGGAAGUGGAAGUUUUAUACAAUUGACUGCCUGUAACGCGGGCUUGAACCGACGAUUGGUCAGACAGAAUUCACGGUUUCCCGUUAUGCGGCAACACACGGAUUUCAUCAAUAAUUUCAUGCGUAAUGGACAGCGAACUACAUAUCCUUAUAGUUUUGAGGAUUCCAAUUAUCCGAAAGUACACUGUGCAUCACACAAAAUAGAAAAACAGCAGCCGACUAGAAAGCCACCGACAUUGCAUCAACAAGCUAACAACCAAAAAAACUGGAUUACCACAAACAAUGAAUCUCAGGAAAACGCAAAGGUGAAUGAAACAAUUAAAAAGAAUUCCAACACUGGAUUAGAGGUAGCCAUUCAAGAUGUACCCACGAGUAAAUCCAUGAUUAUGGUUGAGCCAGAAAAUAAAAUUUCAACAGCCCCAUCAACGUCAUCCUUGAUGCUAGAAACUGAGUCAGUUAACGUUACCAAUCAUAAUGUAGAUGGCUCUCCACUGUCAAUCAAAUCGACAAGCUACUCUCAAAAAUCAACAGCUUCAGCUAAAUCGUACAGUUGCCACAGCGAAGAUAGCAGGCAACCAAUCGAACAAUCUGCUACUCGGAAUGAUUUAGAGUCGAUAAACUUAGAGCAACAAUUUGGGGAUCUCGUUGUGAACGAUGUAGAGGACGAAACGGAUUCACUGUCUCAGGAGCCAGUAUUAAAGCGCAACGAAAGCGUCAAUAGUCUGCACAGCAAAACAGAAAGCAUCAAGACACAGUUAGAAGAUGCCACGCCACAGAUGUCUCGAGCACAGUCUAUCAAAUCGCUUGCUAUUGAAGAGGAGAUUGAAAGUACCAAUAGCUUCGUAGUGGUUGAGGAACUGCAGCACGAGCUUGAAUCGCCGGCUGUGGAAUCUCCCGUCGUCAAGAUGCAGAAAAAAUUAAUCGAUAAUCACGGAACACCCUCACGAGCUUCAAGCAGCAGAAAGUCCGCUAAUGCACAUGACGAAAGGACCAUUCAUUCACGAAGUAUCUCUCUGGAUUCUCUGUAUGGCGCACGUCCCGUAUCGAAGCAAGACUCACUGGAUACCAGCCUCUGCACGACAGAUAACAGCUCGCACACAGGGUCCCAACUGGAAAACAUACAUUUGCCUGCGAAAGUACAGCACACUCCAUUAAAACAAAAGUCAAAAACAUCAUAUUUUCUCCGAGGUCAACGGCGAAUUUCUCCGGUGAAGCAGGCCAUCAAAAUGUCGCAGACGGAAUUGUUCCCGCCGAAUAUGACACGUUUUGAAAAGCCACGCGACGCCCUGAUAAAGACAUUCGAUCAAUUGGAUUCCAGCAAUUGGGAGAUUAACAUGACUGGACUGAAAUCCAUUGUACGCUUAAUCCGCUAUCACUCAGAUUUUUUGGAUAGUCACAUGCACAUGACAUGCAUUCAGCUGACGCGAUCUGUUCGAAACUUACGUUCACAAGUAGCUCGGGCAUCAUGUCAAGCAGCCACUGAGCUGUUUACUUUAAAGUGCAAGUCGCUUGAGGUUGAGUGUGAUGAUUUAGUCUGCGCGUUGCUCCAUCGCACUGCAGAUACUAAUCGCUUCUUGCGUGCAGAUGCCACACGUGCCUUGGAGUCGAUGGUCGAUCACUUGCAACCGCCUAAAGUACUCACUAUAUUAACGACAAAAGGCGCUCAACACCAAAAUGCGCUUGUCAGGACCACAACUGCAAAGCUGUUAUUCAGACUAGUCGAACGCUUAGGAAGCGAUCGCAUCUAUGCGAUGGCCCGUGAAAGCCGUGACAAGUUUUUCAUGGUGGGUGCAAAUCUAUUGCUUGAGGGCAGUCUGGAAACACGCAGCUAUGCCAAGUCUCUGUUCCGCGCCUUGUCAGAGCACGCAAGCUAUCAGCGUAUCAUAUUGGAAGUUAUUCCCCCUCGAACUUAUCGCAAUGUGGAGAAGACACUCAGAAGCAUUACUCGAUGAUCUCUU